Messenger RNA from Sycon ciliatum, 1701 nucleotides. RefSeq lists its product as uncharacterized. NCBI's taxonomy places the organism in Eukaryota, Metazoa, Porifera, Calcarea, Leucosolenida, Sycettidae. The transcript has 11 exons. The record is from RefSeq and is a predicted model, not a curated record. Gene Ontology annotation, cellular component: extracellular matrix. Gene Ontology annotation, molecular function: protein binding. Bases 301 to 1701 code for a protein of 466 amino acids.
CUGACUGAUAUCAUGGCACUCAUCGUGCGUGUCUUUGGCAUAAUUAUGCUUGCAGAGAGUCUAAGCAGAAAGCGAGCAGAUAGUAAUUAAUUUGUUUCAUUGAGGGCUUUGCUCUCGGAACCAGCGCUCCUUUUCGCAAGGCAAACGAACCUUAUCGUGAUUUGUGUGCUACACCCAAUUGAUCCUGGAUUAUACACCAACAUCUGGGUUUUGUUGGCCGGAUUUGAAUUUACCAUUGUAAUUGAGAACAUUUCCCAGUGCUGGUUUUCAACAGUGUUGCAACCAGUAGAGACGAGCACUAUGGUGCUUCAGUUUAAGAUGUCAAUCCACACUGUACUGUCAUUGGUAAUCUGCUACUAUGUACUCACCGGUACUACAGUGAUGAGUUGUCCAGCAUCAUGUACGUGUUCUGGUGCACCUCGGGACGUUUUAGAUUGCCAGUUUCGCGGAUUAACAAUGGUGCCGGGUGGAAUACCGAAUACAACAAUAGUUCUACUUUUGAGUAAUAAUCAGAUCCAGACUCUAAGUGACGGUGUGUUCUCUAAUCUACCAAACCUCUACCAACUAGGUUUGACCAAUAAUCAGAUCCCGGCUUUAAGUGACGGUGUGUUCUCUGGUCUAACAAACCUCCAAUAUCCAGAUUUGCGUAAUAAUCGGAUCCAGACUUUAGGUGACGGUGUGUUCUCUGGUCUAACAAACCUCAAAUCACUAUAUCUGAGUAGCAAUCCUCUUAUUCUGAAACCAAGUCUCUAUGUCAAUUUGCAUGGUAUCCUACCUAUCUCCAGCAACUUCUGUUUCGGGUGUGUCCUUCUUGACUCACGGGUUGUGGUGUACUUGAAUCAAGUGUCAAAGUCCUGUGCACCUGGACAUUUCCAGAAGUUCAACAAUAAGGGAAGCGCUGACUACUACUGCCGUUGUAAUGAGUCCGUACCAGUUAUUGCGCCGAAUUGUUCAUCACCUGGAUACACAUGCCUGGCAAAUGGACAAUUUCCAAUUUGUUUUGGAUACACACAAUGCAAAAAAGCAGGCUCUACUUACAUUUGCACUUGUGAGAAGGAAUUAAGCCUGCAUCAAUCCUACUGUUACAUAGCUGAAGACUGCCAAAACACAGUGGAAGACUGCGGAAAUGGAAACUGCACCAUGGAUUACCCACCUGAAUCCCGAAUAAAUAGUGAAUUCAAUGAACCAUCAAAUCCACUUGGUGGAGCAUAUUCGACAAUCAAUGUCACAAUUCAUGGUGGUAAUAUUGUUAUACAGUGCCAGCCGUAUUUUGACCUGAACAUCGAUGCCGUCAGUUCAACUGUACAGUGCUUAUCCUAUGGAAACUGGACAACACUACGUGCUACACCAUGCUCUCGAGCAUCUGUGGCACCGCUAACAACAGGAAAACCAACAACAACGUUAAUACCUACAACACAGAGAACGAUGUCAACAACGGUAGCUCCAGCAACGACGACACCAACGACAACAUCGGCUUCACCGACAACAUCGGGAAUUACAUCGGGAACAUUGGGAAUUACAUCGGGAAUACCGACAACAUCGGGAGCAUCGACAACAUCGACCCCAACGACAACAUCAGGAAUUUCAUCGGGAACAUCGGAAAGUUGGUCCAAAGUUAGCUUAACAAUAUCCAAAUCCUCAUCCAAAGCUGGAUUUCCCGAAGUUGACUCAGGAACCGAUCCCAAUCAGUCCUCGAAGUGA